AUGUCGACCGGCGCGCGGGGGCUGCUCGCUGAGGAGGAGGCGCAGCUGCUGCAGCUCCGGCGCGACCUGGAGGGCAAAGUUCGACGGGAGCUUGAGGCAGAGCGCGAGGCGUUUGAGGCGGAGGCCCGCACCACCUCGAUUGGCAAGCUGUGCGCCACGCCGUUUGGCAUCGACAUUGUCGGCAUCACGGAGUUCAUAGCACUCGCGGGGGCGCUGGUGGGCGGUGUCGCGGCGCGGCAGCGCAAGGCAGAGUUGGAGCGGCUGAACGAGCAGCUGCGCAAG
Messenger RNA from Monoraphidium neglectum, 282 nucleotides. RefSeq lists its product as hypothetical. The transcript is spliced from 2 exons. The record is from RefSeq and is a predicted model, not a curated record. Gene Ontology annotation, biological process: chlorophyll biosynthetic process. NCBI's taxonomy places the organism in Eukaryota, Viridiplantae, Chlorophyta, Chlorophyceae, Sphaeropleales, Selenastraceae. The annotation marks the transcript as partial.